UAUGCACUUGUAAACAAAAAUACGUAGUGACAGCGUGCGUGGGUGGGAAACAAAAAUAUUGUGAAACAUUCAAUGAAGUUCACGACGUCGGCAUAUCUGUGUGAAACACAUGGCAACACUUCCGAAAUUAAACAGAAGAAUUUACCGAAGUUUAAAAAAGUGAAGUUAUCAUUACAACAAAAUACACAAUGAGUGGCAUAAGGUUGGAUGUACAGUGGUCUCGCAGUCACCCUACCAAGUUCAUUACGUGGGGCACUGAAAUUUAUCUGUACGAAGUAUUAUCAAAAGCUGACACACCAAGAGCAACAUGUAUAAAGGUGUCAGACAGUACAUAUGCGAAUCUGCUAGCCACAAAUUCAAGCCAUCACUACAUCAAAUGCAUUGACAUAUUUCCUCACCCAGAACCGGAUAUCCUCCUGGCUGUAGGACAAGCAAGUGGCAAAGUAACACUCACUGCUUUUGGACCAACUGUCUUUGAUUCCAGAGGGAUUACUGGCAAGGAACUUGUCCCAAGACAUUCAAGACAAUGCAAUGGUGUUGCUUGGAGUCCUGUGGAUAGCAAUUUACUUGCUGUUGGUUUAGACAAAAACAGAGCUGACCACUCACUGUUGGUUUGGGACUUAACCAGAUGUCAUUUGCAACAGCAGAUGCCUGACAGUGUUCGGCCUUGUGCAGAACUGGGGCUGUCAGAGACAACUCACUCAUUAGCCUGGUUACAGCCAAGAAAUAUUGUCUUAGGAAUGAACAGUAAACAUUUGAAAGUAUUUGACAUCAGGGAUUCGAACAGAGCAGUGAACGCAACUAACACAAAAGCUGUGUUUGGUGUCUGUAUUGAUCCACACAUGGAAAACCAGUUAGCAUCAUUUAUUGAAAACCAGAUAUAUAUUUGGGACCUUAGAAACUUUGAGAAGCCUGUGCUCACACUAAAUCAAGGGAAACCUGUCACAAAGAUUUUAUGGUGUCCUACCAGACGUAAUCUUCUGGGGUCAUUGCUUAGAGAUAGUUGCUCCAUAAAUCUGCAUGAUAUUCGGCACACAGUUGUGGGAACUGAUGAAGUAGAACCAACGCUCUUGGAGAGAAGUGUGCAGCCGUGUAGUACACACAGCAUAACAUCAUUUUCAUGGCAUCCUGCUUCCGAGAACAGAUUAAUUGCUAUUGAUGCUGUAGGAUCAAUCAGGGAUUAUAUUGUAUCAGAAAGAAUUACAGUUAACUGUUCUCCACGAUUUGACCUAGUUUGGAUUCAUGGUGGAAGAUCUCUGAAAAAACUUAAUGAAAAUUUUGCAGUUUAUGGAUUAUGCGGUGAUAUUUCCACAACAAUGAAGAAAAGAGCUAUGAAUGAAUAUGGGCUGAAGCCUGAUAUAUCUCAGAAUGGAAGAUUAGCUGAGGAUGAAAUGCUGAACUCUAUUUGGAAAUGGGUUGGUGUAGCUCAGUCUCUUGUUGAAGAAGGGGUUGUACGUGCAAGCUGUGGCAGAAUUCCUGGAAUUAGGAACAUUCUCAGGUUGGAACCUGUGCAAGUAAAUAUGGUACCAGGGAUGAAGUCAGAGAUGGUCACAAUGCCUUGGGCAGAUCUUGGAAGUACAGGAGCACAUGUUGCUGCUAAAAUAUAUAAAAGUGAAGAGAGGGAUAAAGCAUUGCAGCUUUGUGGUUGGAAAAUUGAUUCCCAGUCUUUGUCUGACUUUCUUGAUGGCCUGGAGGCAGAAGGAUCAUACUCGCGUGCAGCUGCCAUUGCUGUAUUCAACCUCAGGCUGAGACUUGCAGUUGAGAUGUUGAAUCGUGGUGCCUCUAGGAAUAAUGAUUCCAAAUAUACAAUUGUGGCCAUGGCCCUGUCUGGGUUUUCAGAUGAUAAAAACAGCAUGUGGCGAGAACUUUGCAUCACGUCUCGCUCUCAUCUCUCUGAUCCUUAUCUGCGUGCUCUAUUUGCAUUUCUCACUGCAGACUCUGAGAAUUAUGAUGGCAUCUUAAAUGAAGCUGGCAUUGCAGUAUCAGACAAAGUGGCUUUUGCUUGUGUAUUCCUGUCCGAUGUGCGACUAGCUGAUUAUCUCCAGCAACUAACUGUUUCAUUAACUGAAGAGGGUUCACUUUCUGGAUUCCUGCUCACAGGUUCAAGUGGCGAAAUCAUUCAAAUUAUGCAAAAUUAUGUUAAUAACACUGGAGAUGUUCAGAGUGUGAGCCUUUUAGCCAUACAGACCUUCACUCAAGAACUCUUGGAUAACGAUACUACACAAUCAUGGAUUGAAAGUUACCGUGAUUUACUGGACACUUGGCAGCUGUGGAAUCAAAGAGCACAAUUUGACAUUGUAUUCAGAACGUGCUGUCCCAGUAAACCACCAGCACAACAAGUUUUCGUCUCGUGCAACUUUUGUGGCAAAAGCAUAUCAGCACAGAUGCAGGGUCAUAACAAAAAUAGAGGACCAUUUGCUCGUCUGGGUACUACAGCACAGAAACUGAAGAUGUCAGCAUGCCCUCAGUGCCGUAAACCAUUACCACGAUGUGCUAUUUGCCUCAUGCAUAUGGGCACAGCAUCAGGCACUUGCCCUGGAGGUGUAGCAAAAUUGACGGAAUUUUCUUCAUGGUUCACUUGGUGUCAAACAUGUCGUCAUGGAGGUCAUGCUGGACAUAUGGCUCAGUGGUUCCGGGAGCAUCUGGAAUGUCCUGUCACGGCUUGUAAUUGUCGCUGCUUGUCAUUGGAUGCGGCAAGCCAAAUUGGUCCUCUACAGUUGUGUAAAGCGUGAUACUUAUAAUUUUGGAACAGUGCAGUUCAUGAUUAUUCUUGUCUUUGCCUGAUAGUGCUGUUUUCUUAUGAUAUAUGUUUUCAGUUGAAAAACAAUAGCUUCAGUUUCCGUACUUGGGUAGUAAAGGGAUGCAGUUUUUACUGAAGAUCAUUCUUGUAAUAUCCAUACACAGUUUCAUUUGUGGAAGUGGGGCAGUAGUCCUGCUUCAGUCCAUAUCUGAUGUAGACUGAAGGACACAUGUCCAUUUAACUCUGGCUAAGUCAACCACAGGACUGCUGUCUUCUUCCACAAAUGAAGCAAUGUAUGGGUAUUCCAAACAUUGUCUUAAGUGUAAACUGCGGAAAUUGGUCUUAUGCCCCUUUACCUCUCUGCUGCAAAUUUGUUUGAAUGUUACUCUCACUCAGAGCUCUCACAUUGUUUUUGCUGAAUUUGUUUUAAAGCUGAAAGGGAAUAAAACAUUCAUGGAUAUUAAUAUACAGUGGUGAAACAGGUCCCUGUGACAUUGUUGCAUUGUGUGCAGAUAUAAGUAAGAGUGACUGUUGUAACAGGUCCUAAAUAUUCCAUCAGACUAACUGUUGGUUUGAGGCAUCACUUUACUCCAAUAACUGUGAUCUUAAUUAGUGCACAUGCUCUGUCAUAACUGUAAAUUUUCAACAUUUUAAUUCUUUUUUUUUAAUUUAGUUUUUAUUCUUUGAACUGGAACAAAUUAUCCUCCCCCCCCCCCCUCCCCCUUCCUUUUUUGGUUUAAGAUCAAUGUUAAACUGUCCCCAGUCUCUCUGUAAGACUUUGCUCUAUAAAUGUCAGAAGUGUGGAUGCUGAGCUUCUUCUGGCAAAUAAUUGAAAAUAAACUUUGUGUUCCUACCACUAAUACAUAUGUAUAGUAAACUGAAUUAGCAGAGUCACUUGAUAGGAACUCAACUUUUCUUUGUGUCAUUUCUGUGUUCAAUUAGCUGUACUUACACUUACUGCUACUUUUGUUUUGACUACUUCUGCUGCUAAAGCCAUUAUUGUUAUCUCCAUUCUCUAAGGUCAUAGUGUAAACUUAAUAUUUCUUUUAUUUCUUUUUGAGCAGUGUCUGUUGUUUGCUCACUUCUGAUGUAUACUCCACCACUAUGGGUGCUUGUUGUAGGGUCAACUCCUACAUUUUACCUAAUCCAUGUCCGCAGGUACAUAAUGUAGUAACUAUUAUUAGAAGUGGUGGUGUAUCAGGCCCACAAGUCCUUCCAUCUACAGUUUUGAGACAGAUGGAAUGAAGCUGUAAAGUAAAAUACCUGUGCCAAUCUGAUCAAUCACUUUGCCUUUUCAGUUUAAUAUUACAAUAAUUGACAACCACAUUAUUGUCUACAAUUAAAUACUUUUUAUGCUGAGCAGAUGGUCCAAAGAGAAUAACUAAUGCACAUAAAUCAAUAACAUUUUCUGAUAAUCUUUUUCUGGUUUUGCCCAGUUAAUGACCCAGACGUUACUAAAAUUCUAUCAUUUCCUUCAAUGGGUACAACAAAACUGCUUCCUUCUUGCUGUAACGUAUUUUUAUUCACAUUUCAAAUACAGGAAAACUUACAAGUACCACUAUUGUUCAUAGAAUGUAAAUAAGAUGUUCCUAUUAUUUAAAGAGCAAGAAGACUGAAAUUAUGGCAUAUUUUUGUAAUUUCAAAUGUUUUAAUAUUUGGUGUGUGCAAUAUGAGCAUUGCUUUGUGUGUAUAUUUCAUUUGCAUGUCCUACAAUAUUCAUUGUAAAUAAAAAUUUAAAAAAUGAAAAUAAUGAAAUGUCA
This is a messenger RNA of Schistocerca gregaria, 4500 nucleotides long. RefSeq names its product GATOR complex protein MIOS (gene mio). The record is from RefSeq and is a predicted model, not a curated record. Bases 189 to 2732 code for a protein of 847 amino acids. Gene Ontology annotation, biological process: positive regulation of TORC1 signaling; cellular response to amino acid starvation. Lineage: Eukaryota; Metazoa; Arthropoda; Insecta; Orthoptera; Acrididae. Gene Ontology annotation, molecular function: protein binding. Gene Ontology annotation, cellular component: cytoplasm. The transcript has 16 exons.